AUGUCAAGAGCCAAAAGAAUUAUGAAAGAGCUACAAGCUGUCAAAGAUGAUCCAGAAGCUCGAAUUGAAUUAGAAUUCGUUAAUGAGUCAGACAUUCAUCAUCUAAAGGGUUCUUUCCUUGGUCCACCUGGAACACCCUACGAAGGUGGCCAAUUCAUUGUAGAUAUUGAAGUGCCCAUGGAAUAUCCUUUCAAACCACCUAUGAUGAAAUUUGAUACUAAAGUUUACCAUCCUAAUAUUUCCUCAGUCACAGGUGCCAUUUGUUUAGAUAUUUUGAAGAAUGCGUGGUCCCCAGUGAUAACGUUGAAAUCGGCGUUGAUAUCAUUACAGGCUCUUUUACAAUCUCCUGAACCUAAUGAUCCUCAAGAUGCGGAGGUAGCACAACACUAUUUGAAAGACAGAGAAUCUUUUAAUAAGACAGCAGCCUUAUGGACUAAGCUUUAUGCCUCUCCAGACGGUGCUAUUGGAAAAUCUGUUGAUGAAGCUGAACUGUACGGUAUUGACUCGGAGGCAGUAAAAGAGUUUGAAUCUCAAGGAUUUGAAAAGGACAAGAUAGUAGAAGUGUUAAGAAGAUUUGGUAUUAAGAAGCUGGAUCCAGCAGAUAACGCGACUAUUAACCGUAUUAUUGAAGAAUUGUUAAAGUAA
Molecule: messenger RNA, 645 nt
Organism: Naumovozyma castellii
Lineage: Eukaryota; Fungi; Ascomycota; Saccharomycetes; Saccharomycetales; Saccharomycetaceae
Gene: UBC1
Product: E2 ubiquitin-conjugating protein UBC1
Exons: 1
Coding region: 1-645 (214 amino acids)
Source: RefSeq, a predicted model, not a curated record